Messenger RNA from Macroventuria anomochaeta, 1068 nucleotides. Its product is annotated as lytic polysaccharide monooxygenase. NCBI's taxonomy places the organism in Eukaryota, Fungi, Ascomycota, Dothideomycetes, Pleosporales, Didymellaceae. The transcript is spliced from 3 exons. The record is from RefSeq and is a predicted model, not a curated record. Bases 1 to 1068 code for a protein of 355 amino acids.
AUGCUUUCCAAGAUCGCUACCGUUGCCGCCUUCGCCGCUGGUGCUCUUGCCCACGGCACUGUCAAUGGUGUCACCAUCAACGGUCAGUUCGAGCAGGGUUUCCUCCUCGAUUACUACUACGCCAACCAGAACGGUCAGACCCCCGCUGAGCACAUUGGUUGGUACGCCGAGAACCUCGACAACGGCUUUGUCGAGCCCAACUCCUUCGGCGAGGCCGACAUCAUCUGCCACAAGGCUGGUAGCCCCAAGCUCUCCUCCGACUCCAUGGCCAAGGUCGCUGCCGGUGGCACAGUCGAGUUCCACUGGACUACCUGGCCCGAGUCCCACAUGGGCCCCGUCAUCACCUACGUCGCUCCAUACACUGGUGAUGUCGAGUCUGUUGACAAGACCUCGCUCAAGUGGACCAAGAUCCAGGCCGACGGUUACGCUGAUGGCGAGUGGGCUGCCGUCAAGAUGAUCAGCCAGAACAACACAUGGCCCGUCACCGUCCCUGAGUCCCUUGCCGCUGGCAAGUACGUCUUCCGCCACGAGAUCAUCGCUCUUCACGGUGCUAGCUCCGCCAACGGUGCCCAGAACUACCCUCAGUGCUUGAACAUUGAGGUCACCGGUUCCGGAACUGAGACCCCCGAGGGUGUUGUUGGCACCAGCCUCUACACCGCCGACGAGGACGGCAUCAUCUUCAACCCCUACGCCGCCACCAUCAACUACAACAUCCCCGGUCCCGCUCUCUGGACCGGCGGCUCCGGCUCCUCCACCCCCGCUCCCACCACCGGCGCUGGCAACGGCACUGCCACCGCUACCCCCACCGCUCCUGCCGCUACCUCCGCUGCUGCUUCCUCUGCUGCUGCCUCUGCUCCCGCUGCCACCUCCGCCGCUGCUGAGGCUACUCCCGUCGCCAGCUCCACCCCCGUCGCCUCGUCCUCACCUGCUCCUUCCAGCGGCGCCGGUGAGUCCGGCUCGCUCCCAAAGACCUUCACCAUCGAGACCUUCAUUGCUUGGCUCGAGGAGGCUGCUGGUUCUUCCAGCAACACCAAGGCUCGCCGCCACGCUCGCUCUCUCUUCUUCUAG